Egretta garzetta (little egret) is the source of this 2296-nucleotide messenger RNA. RefSeq lists its product as uncharacterized. The transcript is spliced from 14 exons. The record is from RefSeq and is a predicted model, not a curated record. Gene Ontology annotation, cellular component: nucleus; cytoplasm; extracellular region. Gene Ontology annotation, molecular function: lipid binding; zinc ion binding. Bases 1 to 2070 code for a protein of 689 amino acids. NCBI's taxonomy places the organism in Eukaryota, Metazoa, Chordata, Aves, Pelecaniformes, Ardeidae. Gene Ontology annotation, biological process: lipid transport; lipoprotein metabolic process.
AUGGACGCGCUGGCCGCAGCCGCCCCCAAGCUGCGGGAGGACAUGACCCCCUACUACAAGGAGGUGAAGGAGUUGUGGAUAAAGGACACGGAGAGCCUGCGCCAGGAGCUGGCCAAGGACCUGGAGGAUGUGAAGCAGAAGAUCCGCCCCUUCCUGGACCAGUUCUCUGCCAAGUGGACGGAGGAGAUGGAGCUGUACCGCCAGCGCCUGGCACCCCUGGCCCAGGAGCUGAAGGACCUCACCAAGCAGAAGGUGGAGCUGGUGCAGCAGAAGCUGACCCCGGUGGCCGAGGACGCGCGGGACCGCCUGCGCGGGCACGUGGAGGAGCUGCGCAAGAACCUGGCACCCUACAGUGACGAGCUGCGGCAGAAGCUGAGCCAGGACUCAGACAGCCUGCGGAAACUCAUCCGGAAGGAGCUGGAGAGCCUGAGGGCGAAACUCGCCCCGUACGUGGACGAAGUCCACCACAAGGUCGGCAAGCAGCUGGAAGAUCUUCGCUACCGGCUGCAGCCGUUCACGGAGCAGCUCCUGGACCAGGUGUCCCUGAAGGCCCGGGAGCUCCGGCGGCACCUUAUGCCCAGCCGGGAGGUGAUGGCUGAGCUCCUGGAGGGCGCCGACGAGGUCCAGAGGUUCAUGGCUCAUUACGCCGACAAGAUCGCCUUCCACACCGACCAGGCGAAGGGCAUCUUCCGCCCCUAUGUGGACAGGCUGGUGACCGAGAUCCACCGCAACGUGGAGGAGCUGCACAGAAACGUCGUCCCUCAUGCCCAGGCCAGCCCGGAGCAGCUCAACCAGUACGUCCAGGAGCUCUCGGCAAAGCUGGCCCAGAACGCGCGGGACCUCCACCGGCAGCUCCAGGGGAAUCUGGAGCAGCUCAAGGCGAAGCUGAGCCCCUACCCCGGCAGCCUCCGGCAGCCGCCGGCCCCCACCGACCCCUACGCGGAGGGGCCGCUUGGCGGGUGGGAGCUCCUGCUCCCGCUGGGGAUCCUAACGCCGCUCCUCAACUGUCGCGUGCAGGACAUGAACAGGGAGGUGGUGAAGACCGACUGCGCCACGGCUCGAAUUCCAGAGCUGGACUUUGAGAUCCCUGCUUUCACCCAGAAGGGAGUUCUUACCACCAUCGAAGGGAUAAUAGACAGAGCUGUUGCGGGCCUGGAGCAGGACCAGCCCGUCCGCAGGGCGACGGACGAAGAGGUGGCGAGGAAAAUAGAUGAGUUCAUCGGUAAACUAAAGCAGCUGAAAGAAGUACAUUCCUCCUUCACAUUUAUCAUAGAUGAUCCUUCGGGGAACAGCUUUGUGGAGAACCCUCACGCACCGCAGAAGGACGACGCCCUUGUGGUCACUCGCUACAGGAGGACUCCCCAGCAGGCUGCCAUGUUGGGACUGGAGGGAGAGGAGCUGGAUGAGAAGCCAGCCGACUCGGUGGAGGACCUGCGGAACGAGGUCCUGCAGUUCAACACCAACUGCCCAGAGUGCAACGCUCCAGCGAACACAAACAUGAAGUUAGUGCAGAUCCCACACUUCAAGGAAGUCAUUAUCAUGGCCACAAACUGCGACUCCUGUGGGCACAGGACAAAUGAGGUGAAGUCCGGAGGAGCAAUCGAACCGCAAGGCACCAGGAUUACCCUUCGGAUUACAGACCCUUCCGACAUGACGAGGGAUAUCCUAAAGUCGGAGACCUGCAGCGUGGAGAUCCCAGAGCUGGAGUUCGAGCUGGGGAUGGGAGCGCUGGGGGGGAAAUUCACCACGCUGGAAGGGCUGCUGAAGGACAUCAGAGACCUGGUUGAGAGAAACCCCUUCACUCUGGGGGACAGCUCUACGCCCGGCAAAACGGAAAAGCUGCAAGAGUUCCUUGGGAAGCUGCAUGAGAUCACAGAGGGAAGGGCGAAGGCUCACUUGAUCAUGGAUGACCCUGCAGGCAACAGCUAUCUUCAGAACGUGUACGCCCCGGAGGAGGACCCGGAGCUGAGGGUGGAGUGCUACGAGCGCACCUUUGAGCAGAACGAAGACCUGGGCCUGAACGACAUGAAGACGGAGGGCUACGAGUCAGAGGGAGCCUGGGGCCGGUAGCCACCCGACCCCGAAGGCUCAGGGGACCAGGACUUGCCUCGGGGCCGGGGCCCCUCUCCCUGGGGUGGCCCCUCCAGCCCGAAGGCAGCGGGGAUGGGCAGCGGGGCCUCCGCCGGAGGCGUGCAGCUGAUGUGUCGGAGCGGGGGCCCAAGUCUGGGUGCCCUCGGGACUGCGACCCCCCCCAAAUAAAAGGUGUUGAACGGAGACGUGGUGUCUGAGCCGGUGC